CUGCUUUGAGCAAUUUCCGAAGUAGCAACAAAAACGUUAAAGUCUCAAAUUGCUUUCAGCAACUUUGGGGUUGCUAUGUAGAAACAAGCGAUGAAACAGUGGGGAUGCAAAUUGAUUUAUGAUCGUUUGCAUCCAGAGCGUUAUUUGGCAUAAUUCAUAAGAUGGAAUCGAAGGCACGAAAGCAAAGGAAAUCGGGUUUUACACGUGUGAAAUAGGGCUGGGGUGAGAAGAGGGUGCGAAGGUAUGUGUUGCAUGCGAACUUGUUGAUGAUGGUUCAGCUGUUUUGUAGAUGCAAAUUAUACUUGUUUAAUUGUUUUGAAGUGCAGUGAACUAUGUUGCUUCAAGAGGAAUCAAUUUCUAUAAGCGCAGAUGAAGGUGAAUCCUCAAACGGCGCCUCUGUUCUUGCAUAAGAGUACUUCAGGUCGAGGACGACCUAUAAGUAGGUGGCCAAGCCCUGUGAAAUUAGAGGUGGUGUGCGAAGGUGUGUGACAUACGAACUUGUUGACGAUGGUUCAAGUGUUUCGCAGUGGGAAGUAUAUUUGUGUUAUAAGCGAAUUCUGGCGUGUUUUCAGCAUUAAUCAGCACUUCUCAGACGAUCAUCUUUGAUUUGUGGGUCAUUUGCGACAAGUAUCCAAGAAUGAAAUUUUCCAUCAUAGGGGAUCGGAAGGCAUGGGAGUUUUUGAUCCAGUGUGAGUCAGAUUUCCAGGCGUGUUAGAGUUAAAUUUGCGUCUGUCUGUGCGUAACGAAAACGCUAGUGGAAAUGCUCUAAUGGGAGAGCACAGUUUGAGGUGUCAUGCUGAAACACUUUGGGAAACUGAAUUCCCUGUCGCUGAAGAUGUUGCGACAGUAUCAGACUCUCUGGCUCGUGGCGACAGCCCUUACCUCCCUGGUGCUGCCAUCUCUUGCUGGCAGCAAGAAGCAACACGAAUCAUCAAGGGAGGUCAUUGUCAGCGUAGAUCCAGUCUGGAACAUCCGCCAUGUCCUUCCUCCUCUGGAUCUCCAGAACAACUCAGUCACCGACGUCAAAGUAAACGUCGGCGAUGUGGCCUAUUUACCUUGUAGAUUUCCCAGGGUUUCUUCCAUGCAUCUAGUCGAGGUAUCCUGGAUAAGACGGUCUGACUGGCACAUCCUGACGACCGGGACUUACUCCUACACAUCUGACGUGAGAUUCAACGUCCUGCAUAAGGAAGGGUCCGAUGACUGGACUUUGCAGUUGAAAUACGUAGACACCAGGGACAAUGGGACGUACGAAUGCCAGUCGUCCACGGGUACGGGUGUCAUGUCCAAGUACGUGAACCUGCACGUGAGCAAACCCAGAGCAACAAUACACGGGCCGACGGAACUUCACGUGCAAGAAGGCGAGACUGUCUCGCUCAUUUGUGUCAUACAACAGAGUAAACCACCAUUCGUAUUUUGGUAUCACGGCAUCAUUUUGGUCAACAACGAGGACGAGAGGAGCCGAUUCGACGUCGAUACAAUGGUUGAAAAAGGAAAGACAACGUCGAGUCUCACAAUUAAGGAAGCAAGGUACGACGACUCAGGGAAUUACUCCUGCCUCCCACCGCACGUGGAUCCUGCUUCUGUUAUGGUCUAUGUCACGAAAGGUGACGAAGCGGCAGCCGUCCAUAGACGCGGAGCUUCCUCGGGGAUUUCCGUGAAACCGUCCUCAGCAUCUUUCAUCCUCGCUAUAUUUGUCAUCUUCAAGAUCUCCAUUCCAAGAAUCCUCUCUGACAGAUGAUAUGCUUUGAGUGAUUACGAAAUGUCUUCUUUAUUUCCUUUUAUUUUUGUCUCAAAGCAUCGUCUAUUCCUCCUUUCACAAAAUGUAUUUUCUAAAGGGCUCUAAGCUCGUUCUCUGUUCGUCCUGUUCGUCUCCCUUUUUUACAACGCAUCUUCCUUUGGUUCUUUUGGCGAAUGCAGGAGGAUUCCGAGAAAAACAUUGAUUUAUAUCUGCUGACAUUUAGGAAUGAACUUGUUAAUUAAAAGUAUUUUUCUCCUUCUUUUUCUUCUUCUUCUUCUUCUUCAAUUUCAUCAAUUGACAAUAAGGGCAUACACACACACACUUCCAUUCGACUCUUUCUUUUGCUUAUUGACGGCGGGCAAUCUGAUCGAGUUCUGAAUAAAUCAGUGAGGACGGUGAAAUGUCUUGCAGGAGAUAGGUGACAUAUGUUUUCCGUCUGUUUAUGUCAUUAAUUUAAAUAUUCUCAGCCGUGUUAAUGCCAUACGAAAGCAUUUUAAGAAAAAAUUCUGGAACUAUGAGAAAUGAAGGAAGACGUUAAGAAUAGUGGAGUCUGAGAUUCACACUUUGUAAUUCCUCAAACGAGUACCGAAAAGCCCAGCGGUACACUAAUUACAGUCAUAUUAGAGGGGCGUAUACCAUUGCAGACUCAAGAAACAGUGCUUGAAAUGUGCAUUCCUACCUGUUCCCAAAGUUUAUACUUAUAAUAUCCUCCCAAUAGGCUGGCAAGGCGGAUUAACUUUCUCGAACUACAAAUGCUACCUUACACUUAGAAAAUAUUUCCCCACGUGUACACUUUUUUUCUGUUGAACAUUGCUGUCAUCUUAUAAUUAUGUGCAGAUUCAUAAAUAUCCCUACUCCAAAGCACACUUACUCACGCACACAUAUGCGCAGACACA
This is a messenger RNA of Macrobrachium nipponense, 2634 nucleotides long. RefSeq names its product zwei Ig domain protein zig-8-like. Lineage: Eukaryota; Metazoa; Arthropoda; Malacostraca; Decapoda; Palaemonidae. The record is from RefSeq and is a predicted model, not a curated record. Gene Ontology annotation, biological process: synapse organization. Bases 794 to 1738 code for a protein of 314 amino acids. Gene Ontology annotation, cellular component: neuron projection membrane. The transcript is spliced from 8 exons.